AUGGGAAGGGUCAAGGCAGGAAAAAGUCCUAGAACUCAACAGACCAGUGGCAGGAGAACACUAAUUGACAGUGAGGCCCUUUAUGACAUCUGCUUCCACACCCUCAAGCUGACCACACCAACCUACGGUAACCUGAACCAUCUUGUCUUAGCCACUAUGAGUGCUGUCACCAACUGCCUCUGUUUCCCUGGCCAGCUCAAUGCUGACCGCUGCAAGCUGGCAGUCAACAUGGUGCCCUUUCCACACCUCCACUUCAUGCCUGGCUUCACCCCUCCCACCAGUGGAAGCCAGCAGUAUCGGGCUCUCACUGUGCCUGAACUCACCAAGCAGGUCUUCGAUGCUAAGAACAUGAUGGCUGCCUGUGACUCCCGCCGUGGCCGGUACCUCACUGUGGCUGCUGUCUUCCGUGGGUGGAUGUCUAUGAAGGAGGUGGAUGAGCAGAUGCUCAAUGUGCAGAACAAGGAUAGCAGCUUCUUCAUGGAAUUGAUCCCCAACAAUGUCAAGACAGCUGUCUGUGACAUCCCACCUCGUGGUCUCAAGAUGGCUGUCACCUUCAUUGGCAACAGCACAGCCAUCCAGGAGCUCUUCAAGCGCAUCUCAGCGCAGUUCACUGCCAUGUUCCGCCGGAAGGCCUUCCUGCACUGGUACACAGGGGAAGGCAUGGGCGAGAUGGAGUUCACCGAGGCUGAGAGCAACAGGAAUGACCUCGUCUCUGAGUAUCAACAGAACCAGGAUGCCACCUCAAAGGAGGAAGAAGAUUUCGGUGAAGAGGCUGAAGAGGAGGCCUAA
This is a messenger RNA of Castor canadensis (American beaver), 789 nucleotides long. The record is from RefSeq and is a predicted model, not a curated record. NCBI's taxonomy places the organism in Eukaryota, Metazoa, Chordata, Mammalia, Rodentia, Castoridae.